Molecule: messenger RNA, 2492 nt
Organism: Fimicolochytrium jonesii
Lineage: Eukaryota; Fungi; Chytridiomycota; Chytridiomycetes; Spizellomycetales; Powellomycetaceae
Exons: 10
Coding region: 332-2053 (573 amino acids)
Cellular component (GO): nucleus
Molecular function (GO): RNA polymerase II CTD heptapeptide repeat phosphatase activity
Source: RefSeq, a predicted model, not a curated record
GGGGGGAAGGGAAAAGCGGGAGUUGAGGUGGGUGUGGAGGGAGGACAUUUUGUGUUGAGUGUGAGAAUAGGUGUGCUGCGUAGGAGCGUGCGAAAAAAGAGAGGGGAAGGGGGGAGUCCGGACAAGAGGGGCCUUCACGCGCGACGUGUUGCCCUCUAGGCCCUCUCACCUCUCUCGCAGGAACCAACCGCCAGGGCAGACUUCCCCAACAGGCUCAGUACAGACAUACAUACUGUACAUACACCACAGAAGCAACAGGAACGGCGACUUUCAAUAAACAGAACCCUCGGCUUCGGCCUCUUCCGCUCAUCCAAUAACCCGCUUACCGAAAAUGGAGUCCCGCCAGAAACUAACCCUCCCCGCCGACCGCUACCCGCUCAAGAUCACCUCCCUGCGCGUCACAGCGGGGUCAGAGGUCCGCCGCGACGACGUGCUUGGCAUCUACGAGUACGAUAAUAAUAACCCUCAGGAGGCGGGGAAUGCCACCGCGACGACUAGUAGGAAGCGCACGGUGAGGGAGGAGUGGAGGAGUCCGUAUAGUGGCAGGGUGGACGAGGUUUGUGUGAAGGAAGGCGAGGUCGUUGUGGGUGUCAGAAAGACCCUCGCCGUCAUAAUAGAGCCCUGCGGACACGCGAUACAAGUACACGGGAUCUGUGCAACGUGCGGGAAGGAUGUCUCCAUUGGAACAUAUAUGGGGAACGACCUGGGGCGAGCGACCAUCAACAUGGCGCACGAUAAUCGGGGAGUGACCAUAAGUAGAGACGUCGCGGUGAAAUUAGACAACGAGCGCUCGGAGCGGCUACUGGUAUCCAAGAAGCUGACGCUCAUACUGGAUCUCGACCAAACUCUGGUGCACGCUACGGUCGAUCCAACUGUAGCGCAGUGGAUGGACGAUCCAUCGAAUCCCAAUCAGCAGUUCUUGAAGGAUGUGCACAAAUUCGAAAUCCCCUCCUACCACACCCACUUCGUCAAAUUGCGCCCAGGCACCCGCGAGUUCCUGCUCGAGAUGAACGAGAUCUACGAGCUGCACAUCUACACGAUGGGGUCGCGCCAGUACGCGGACCAGAUUGCGAAUAUCCUGGAUCAGGACCGCGCGUUGUUUAAGGAUCGGAUUAUUUCGAGGGAUGAGAAUCGAUCGAAUUUCAAGAGCAUACAGAGAUUGUUUCCGAGCGAUCAGUCGAUGGUCGUGAUAGUGGAUGAUCGGUCGGAUAUAUGGCAUUGGUCGCCUAAUCUGUAUAAGAUUCUUCCCUUCAACUUCUUUGUCGGAACCGGAGACAUUAACGCUCCACGACUACCGCCCAGCGGCCCACCUCAAACCCCUCAAGCAGCCAGCAAGCCUGCCAUCCCCGACAAAGACCACGACACCGUCACAUCACUGGAAAAAGAGCUCUCGGACGAAGACGUCCAGCACCAAUUUUUGGAAGAUCUAGAAAAGACCCGCCCGCUCGAGAGGUUGAGCGAGGAGUUGGAUGCGGAGGGGGAGACUCAAGGAAUAACGGGUGUGGAUGCUGAUGCGAUGGAUGUGGUGUCCGCCAAGGAGGAGAAAGAGAAUGCGGUAUCUGAUACCCCUCCCACACCCAAACCGGCAUCCCCACCACCCACAUCAUCAUCAUCAUCAUCAUCAACGCCCCCAGCGCCACCCACAGCCCCUCCCAAACGCCGCCCCAGCCUGCGCACCAAACCGAUCCUCACCGACUCGGACCGGGAGCUCGACCGCGUCUGCAAAGUCCUCAAAGACGUGCAUCGCGCGUUCUACAGCGGCGCGGUGGAGGAGUCGCGACGGUUGGGUGUGGGUGGGAUCAUGGCGAGGCAGAAGAAGGCGGUGCUGGCCGGUGUGAGGAUUGUGUUUAGCGGGGUUAUUUCGACGGAUGUUGAUGGGAGGACAACGGAUAUUUGGGUCGGUGCUGAGCAGUUUGGCGCUAAAUGCGUGUUUGAUUUGUCCGAUGAUGUGACGCAUCUUGUCACUGUCAAGCAACAAGGCCUGAACAAGACAAACAAAGUGCGGCGAGCGCGCAAGAUGCCUGGCGUAUUCAUCGUGUCGUUGGACUGGUAAGCGGCGGGAAUACGUCACUUGAACCCACUGAUCCAAUGGCGCGAUGGUCGUUUCCUUCCCUUAGUCACUCAACUCACUCCACCCCUUUCCCCAUCCCAGGCUCUAUGACUCCAUCUGCCGGUGGGACCGCCAAGACGAAACGCGCUACCUCCUCGAACCCGUCUUCCGUCCGACAGCCCUGCCGAUCGACACGCACGCGUCCCCCAAAAGACGCGCAAAACGCACCGCCAAAGCAGACCACGAGUCAGGCUCGGACUCCUCCCCCGACGUCUCAGACGACAACGACGACGACGACGACGAGAAGAUCCUGUCGGGGACGUGGGAACACGAGAACGAUAUUUUCAUCCGGAUUGGGGAGGAUGAUAUUUUGGCGAUGGAUAGGGAGAUUGAGGAGGCGCUUGCGGAGGAGAGUGGGAGUGAUGUUGAUGUGGGUGGUGGG